AUGACCGAGGCAAGCGACGCCCCCUCGGCCGCCCUCGCCACCGUCGUCUACGUCGCCAGGGCCCUCUGGUCCGUCCCUUGGCGACGGUACCUCGUCCGCGUCGGCCGCCUCGUCGCGCUGCCGCUGUCGCUCGUCACGGUGCCGCUGUCCUACGUCGCCGAGGCGCUGCUCGUCAUCUUUGCGCCGCUCAUCCACCUGGCCGCCUUUGCGUUUGCCUCCGCCCAGAGCGCGCUGGCCCUCUUGGCUAGCCUCAAGCCUUUAUAUAGCUUUAUCGCGGCCGCGGCAGGCAUUGGCAUCGUUGCGGGCAUCGUCCUCGGCGCCACGUCCUCGGUCAUCACGUCCUACCUCGGGAUGCAGGACAGCGACGAGGACUUUUACGAGCGCGAGCGCGACUACCUCGACUACUACGACGACGAAGAAGACGAGGAGGACGAAAAGAGCUACCGGUACGGCCGUGAUCCCUACGGUCUCGACGCGGCGUCAUACCAAAAACACUUGCGUGGCAGCGACUCCGACACUGGGCCCAAGCGGCGCGUGGCCCGCGGCUUGCUGUCGCAAACCAUUCACGAAGAAGACGACUCUUCUGGCGGCUAA
Akanthomyces muscarius is the source of this 594-nucleotide messenger RNA. RefSeq lists its product as uncharacterized. The transcript is spliced from 3 exons. The record is from RefSeq and is a predicted model, not a curated record. NCBI's taxonomy places the organism in Eukaryota, Fungi, Ascomycota, Sordariomycetes, Hypocreales, Cordycipitaceae. Bases 1 to 594 code for a protein of 197 amino acids.